Messenger RNA from Daucus carota subsp. sativus, 1588 nucleotides. RefSeq names its product fasciclin-like arabinogalactan protein 2. The transcript has a single exon. Lineage: Eukaryota; Viridiplantae; Streptophyta; Magnoliopsida; Apiales; Apiaceae. Bases 125 to 1360 code for a protein of 411 amino acids. Gene Ontology annotation, cellular component: plasma membrane. The record is from RefSeq and is a predicted model, not a curated record.
AACUAGUAUUUAAAAAGAAACACACACACAACACUCUGCUUUAUAUACUCAUCCCACACCUCACACUACCACUCCCUCAUCUUAUCCUCCCCUCAAAACCACCACCCUCUCCCCCGCCGGAAAAAUGCAGCUCCGGCAAGUCACCACCCUCUCCCUCCUCAUCGCCAUUGUCUUCGCCUCCGCCGCCUCCGCCCACAACAUCACCCGCAUCCUCGCCAAACACCCCGAAUUCUCCACCUUCAACCACUACCUCACCAUCACCCACCUCGCCGCCGACAUCAACCGCCGCCUCACCAUCACCGUCUGCGCUGUCGACAAUGCCGGCAUGGCAGACCUCCUGUCCAAGCACCUCUCGGUCUACACCAUGAAGAACGUCCUCGCUCUGCAUGUCUUUGCAGAUUACUUCGGCGCCAAGAAACUGCACCAGAUCAGCGGAGGCACCACGCUGACGGCCACCAUGUUCCAGGCCACCGGCGAAGCCGACGGAACCUCCGGGUACGUCAACAUCACCGACGUUAAAGGCGGGCGUGUCGGCUUCGCCCCGGAGGAUAACUCCGGAGCACUCAAUUCCUACUUCGUAAAGACUAUCGAAGAAAAGCCUUAUAAUAUCUCCGUAAUUCACAUUAGUCAUAUUUUAUCGUCUCCCUCCGCGGAGGCCCCCACCGCGGCCCCGUCCCUCAAUGUAACCGAUGUCAUGAGACUAAAGGGCUGCAAGGCCUUCGCAGACCUUUUGGUUUCUGAAAAAGCAGAGGACACUUUCGUUCAAUCUGUUGAAGGUGGAUUGACUGUGUUUUGUCCAAGUGAUGAUGUUCUCGAAGAUUUCAUGCCGAAGUACAAGAACUUAACAGCUGCUGGUAAGAUGGCAGUGUUGUUGUACCACGGUGUUCCAGUUUAUAAUUCGAUGGGGAUGUUGAGGUCGAAUAAUGGCCUAAUGAACACUCUGGCUACCGAGGGUAAAAACAAGUAUGAUUUCACGGUGCAGAAUGAUGGGGAGUCUGUGAAAUUGAAGACCAAGGCCGUGACAGCUACCGUGUCCGGGACCUUGGUUGAUGAGGAGCCACUGGCUGUUUACAAAAUUGACAAGGUUUUGUUGCCCCGGGAGUUGUUUAAGGCCGUUAAGGAGGAGCUGGCGCCUGAGCCAGCGCCAGCUCCCAAGGGCGCCAAGAAGAAGCCCAAGGCUAAGGCCAAGAAAGGCGAGACGAGUGAGGACGAGGAUGCAGCUGAUGCUCCCGGGCCUGAUGGAUCCGAGGACGAGGAUCCAGCGGAUGACACGGCUAGUGAUGAGAAUGGUUCGGUGAGGAUCAGGGGUGUGGGAAUGAUGGUGGUGCCAUUGAUUUUUGGGGCGGUCAUGUUUCUUUGAUUGAGCUUGGAUUUGUGAUCAAUAAUUUGGGAUUAUUUGAAUGGGUAACAUAUUACAUCUUGUUAUAGAAAUGGUUUUCUUUUUUCUUUUAUCGUUUACAAAGUGUUCUUGUUAAAUUAUUUGCUUCUUUUCUCCAUCAUUCGGUUUUGUAAUUAUCUCAGAAUUAGUACUGUGUGAUAAUAAUUCCUGUUUCACUAUGAGCUGUGAAUACAUUUUGUUCUUCUGUAA